CAGCGUAGACGAUCUUUGUGUUGAACACGAAAGGGAAAGGAAACGGCGACUUCUCCAUUCCUAAAUCAUCUCUCUCAUUUUAAGGAGUAAUGAAUGUCUGCUCAGUCGGAAGCUGUGACACCUUCCUUUCUUGGAUUUAGGAUCUUUCAGUCGAUAGUUCUCCUUCCGUAGAAACUGUCGCUGACCGUGGGGGAUUUGCCUCCCGUCAAAUUGUGGGCGCCAGAUUUAUCGAGCACGACUGCACUAAGUUGGUAGGCAAGCUAGCUAGCAACUAGCCGCGUAGCUAACCCUCGGCUAGCUUACCUGCUAACUAGCUCGCAGUGCUAGUCACAGAGGCAAAAUUGUGGGCAAAUAUAUGGGAUUGUCGGCUGGUCUUUGCACUGUGACUGCUAUUUAACACGUCUAAGGGUUUGAGGACUGUUUUUUGACAAACUUUUGUGCCGGUUAUUUAAACCUAGCGUGCUCGAUAUAGCCUGCUAGCUAAUAACCUGCGCAUUUAGCCUGGAACGAAGUGAAGGCCUCAGUCCAACCCCGCCGUCAGCUGCCUCCACCGCCAGAGUCUUUGCCGAGCAGUGAGAGUUGACAGCUUCCUUGGUGACACAGAGACUUCUCCCUGAGGAGCCAAGAAGCAGACGGCUCAUGACUUCUGACCAGGACGCAAAAGUUGUAGCUGAACCACAGGUGCAGCAAGUACAAGAGGCUAAAGAGAACUCUCAUUUGGAAUCCGCCAAGGUUUCGGACCUCAACCCCAAUGCGAAAGCAUGGGCCAACCACAUGUUUAGCCUGGACCCCAGCGGCAGUGCUGACAACUCCACUGCGGCCUUGCAGCCAUGGAAGGAAGGGUGUGAGAGUUCAGCCAACCCCGGCCCACAAGGCUAUGAAGCCAAUGAAGAUGAGGCUUUCAAGGAGCCCCUACUAAAUGACCCUGAUGACCCUCCACCGACACAAGUGAUGUUGGCCCAGCCUCCCCCAUCGGCGCCCAUCACCCUGGAGCAUUCUGAGGCGCCCUACCCAGAAUUUCCGGAGUCGGGGCAGCCUGCACCAACAGUCAGUGAUCCCCAGCCAGAGAAUCCUCAGGAGGGAUUGAGGGAACACUUAAAGAAGACAUUGGAAUUCUGUCUUUCCAGGGAGAAUCUAGCCAGUGACAUUUACCUCAUCUCCCAAAUGGACAGUGACCAGUAUGUGCCAAUCGUGACGGUGGCCAACCUGGAUCACAUCAAAAAACUCAGCACUGACGUGGAGCUGAUUGUGGAUAUUCUUCGCUCUCUUCCAUUGGUCCAGGUGGAUGAGAAAGGGGAGAAGGUGCGACCCAAUCAGAACCGCUGCAUAGUGAUUCUCAGAGAGGUUCCCGAGAGCACGCCCAUUGAGGAGGUGGAAGCUCUUUUUAAGGGAGACAGCCUCCCCAAGUUCAUCAACUGUGAAUUUGCCUACAACGACAACUGGUUCAUCACCUUCGAGUCAGAAGCAGAUGCACAACAGGCAUAUCAGUAUCUCCGUGAGGAGGUGAAGACCUUUCAAGGGAAGCCUAUCAAGGCAAGGAUAAAAGCGAAGGCAAUCGCUAUCAACACUUUCAUGCCAAAGAAUGGUUACCGACCAGUGGAGGUGAACCCAUACGCUCAGCAACGCUACACGUCCUACUACAUCCCACCCGUCUACAGCCCCCAGCAGCAGUUCCCUCUGUACAGCCUCAUCACGCCACAAGCCUGGUCGACCACACCCAGUUUCAUCGACCCCACACUGGUUGCACCGUUUCACAACAGCCAGUUUAUCAAUGGAUUUACACCAUCAGCCGGCUUUAAGCCACCAACUACCCCCAUCGCUGUCAGACACCACUCACCCAGGACCAGAAAUCACAGUAAACCUCAUCUGAGGCCAGCCGUCCCCACAGCGGACCGUACCGGGCUCCUGGACAGCCCAAGCCUCUUUCCCAGCUUCCCCAACGAUAGGCUGAACGGUGUCCGCAGCAGCCCGCCUACACGCUUCCCUGCCAGCCAGCCCAGAACCAGGUUACCUUCCACCACCACCUUUCCCCGCAGGGAGACUGUGGGCACGGGCCGGGUGUCCGAGUUCAACACCAUAGACUACUCCUCACUGGGAAUGGGCAGAGGAAGGAAAAAGAGGGAUGAAAAGUUUACACGACUGACGCCUCAAUCGCCGCCGCCGCCGCCUCCACCCAAACCUCCAUCGCCGAGCUUCGAGUUGGGUCUGUCCAGCUUUCCGCCUUUGCCUGGAGCAGCCGGUCAGCUGAAGACAGAGGACAUUUUUGACCACCGACUGGCCAGCAGUGUUGUCAUCCCACCUGCCAAGGACCGAAAUGUGAGCAUUGACUCCAGUCCUGGAGGAACCCCCUCUCUACUUGGGCCCAAAGAACCUCUUCCGCCCCCAUCGUCCUCUUCCUCCUCGACUUGCCCGGCCACUUCUUGUUCCUCUUCUCUCAUGCCCACAAGCUACGUACCCUCACAGACCACGCCCACCCCCACUCCAGCCUCGACCUGGACCCCAGCGGCUUGCCCUCCACCGCCUCCCUCCAUCCCAGCAGCAGAAGUGAGGAUGACUGAGUUGAAGAUAAAGGAGGUUCAGCUGUCCGUGGAGCGUGUUCCCGGUACUCUGUCCACCGCCAGCAAGUCUGUGCAAGUCAACGGUGCUGCUACGGAGCAGAGGAAGCCUUCUUACGCCGAGAUCUGCCAACGAGCAAAGGAGACGGCCACAUUGACGCAGCCCCCGAAUCCCAAGGAAGCGAAGCCAGCAGGCGCUGCCCCCGCAGGCGAGGAGAGGAAGUGCCCUGACACCUCUGCCCCAGUAGGGGAGGCCAAGGCUAGAGAGACAUACCCCCCACCUUGCUCUAAACCUGGCUCAGCGGCAGUCGCCCCAGGGAGACCCCCACGGGAGACCCGGAGGUCAGCUGGGCGCUGGGCCUCCCCACCCCCACACCCAGGGAAAACCCCCAGCAAAGAUUUCCAUCAUACCCCCCCAAAGUCCCCACUGUAGGGUGAAUCCCCAACACUCUAAAGCGCCACACAAGCAUUUCUGGAUCAGGGCUUUCAGACAAAAAGCACUUUACUGUGCAUGUAAAGCACCAUCUCAUUCUUUUUAUUCUAUUUAUUUACUUUUUCUUUAGUUUUUCUUUUUAAACAUGACUUUUAGUUCUGCUUGGCCUCUUAAGUAUUGCAUAAUUGACUCCAACAGCUCUGUGUGAUGGCUAGGCUCUCAUAGCAGCAGUGGGGGGCUGCUAGAAGCGCUGGUGGAUGCUGGGAAGGGAAAACAGACUCCACUUUGCUUGGGAGCAAUGGUGCUUGUCUUGUUGGUGUGAUGACGAUAUGCGGUUAUGUCCAUAUGGAAGAUGGAAAAACUAAAUGGCAUCGUUGUGAGACUCCUGGUCACUCUUUGUUGAGAUUUUGUAAGCUCGGAGUGGUGCGCUUCUCUCUGCUGUUUUUUUCUGUUAGCAUGGUUAACACUGUUCAUGACAUGAGCUCAGUUGGAACACAAAAAUACUUCAAGUGUCACCCCUAACAUUUUAGUGUGGAAUGAAGGUAACCAGCAGAGACCAUUUGAGGUGACAAAGUAUGUGAAGAAGAACGGACAGACGGGUGACGAUCUACCACUUGUGGACAGGGCUAGAUGUGUGUCACAAAGGUCAAUUUUCCACUUGGGAAGAGAAUGAGUGGCAGGAGCAGUCAAGACGAAGUGAGGGUCAUGUGAUGUUUGUUUGUUUUGUGAGCCAAUAUGCACCUUUCUUUUCUUUUCUUUUUUCCCCACCGUUGCUGACCAGAUUUAGUCAUUCCUUUUGGUUGUGUGGUGUAGAGGCUGUGCUUAGGGUUUUUUUUUGUUUUUUUUUUUACGAGGGAGAGCAAAUUGAAGAAUGCCAUUAAAUGCUGAGUUGGUGUUUUCGGAAAGUAGCACUGCAGUUGCGAGAAGGAAAGAGCGCCCCCUAAAGGUCGCAAUGACGUGACGAUGAGCAGAAACCCUAACCAACAAACUGAGUGGAUUCACAUUGUGCAUGCAAGGAGGUUUGCGGGCGGAGCUUGUGAGGUGGGCGGGCAGGAUGGAAGCCGAGUACUCUGGAGUGUAGCAGCCUCUUUGGCACACAUCACACGUUUCUAGCAUUAGCUUCUAGCUAUUGCUAAUGUACAUAAGAAAAACAUCCAGCCACUUUCCCUCCCUUAUGUUGUAGGUCAUCCUCUCCCACCCCACUCAAAGAAAAACCACUGUAAUGAUGAAACACCAGGCAGGACGCCACUCGUCCCGCCAAAGUCUUCCAAUCGUGUGAAGCAUUGUGGGUAAUUCUGCUGACAGAAGACGAGGGAGACGCUUUGAUUAGGAUUGUUUUUCUUCUUUGAAGGACUGACAUGCACUUGGAUGGCUCGAUUCUUUGUUUUUUGGCUUAUUUAUGAAGCAGUGCAGUUUAUUCCGCGUUUUCUUUUUAGCCAGACGGAAAGGUCUUCACAAACAUAAACACAUGUAAAAGAGUUCCAUCCAGUGUUUGAGAAACUUGAAUUUUAUUUAAACUUGAAAAAUGACUUUGCCUUAACUUUUAUACACAACGAGCAUAGAGUUUAUUCCCCCACCCUCGACAUGCAAAGAAAGAUGAUUUAGCGACGUCACCAGUCUUACGGAACCAGAGUACAAAAAAAUACUAAUCUAUUAGCGUUUUUCUUUACUUUGUCCCUUUUUGUAUAAAGUAGAAGAAAAAAAAAAGAAUAGUUUGGAUGGUUCUUUUGGUUUAGGGGCGAAAGUGAAACCUUGUAAAUGCAAAAGGAGUCAAAACUGUAUUAAAUAUAUGCACUUUGAGGUGUGUGCUUUGCUUGUACAGUUGUAAAUACUCAGAAAAAUAUAAGAGGUACCUUCAAAUGACAAUUAUAAAAAAAAAAUCUAUUGAUCUUGUUGAGCUAUUAAUGUCACUAUGGAGCUGGAUGUAGAAUUUAAAAAAAAAAAAAAAAGACUUCAUGUUGUAUUUUUCUUUCUUUUCUAAUUUGAGUUUGUGUGUGGACUAUGAUGAACCCUCUGUAUGUUUUAGUUGAAUUGUUUCAUUCCAUCUGUUGUCCAUGUAAUGUCCACUCUGCCCGCCAUUGUCCUGGUCAACACGUCGGCUUCUUUGUUUACAUGAGGACAACACGUCUUUAUCGCUUCUCUGUCCACGUGAGAGACCUUUCAUUUGGCCACUGACGCUCUCAUAUGACUAGCGGCCAAAAGCAUCCCCAACUGCUUCAUUUGUUCUUGGAGUGUGAGAGAAGACAAGUAGGAAUAUGCUUAGCUUGGCAUGAAGACAAGAAACUUGAUGUCCAGUAGAAGCUAAGCUUUUGUCUCUUUAUCAACUUACCAGCUUCAGCUGCUUCGCAGGAGGUCAAAGGUCAAAAGACAAACCCUUUCCAGCCUUGAUGCUCAGCUAAGCUAAUGUCUUCAUAGCGCGUGCAUGUUCAAAUGUGUUUAGGCCCUAAAAAGUCUCAUCUGUGACAUGUUUUGGUGGUCUUGGGUCAUGUGACCCCUAAAGCACAUUUGAAGCACAGACAAACGCGUUUAUGGAAUCUAUUUUCUCUCUCGCCUCCCCGUGUGUCCAUUUCACCUCAUUGUCCGUUUGCUCUCAGUGGACAGGAAGUGGACUCGUGGACUCCCGGUGUAGGUUUCAAAAGCGUUUGAUCACAAGCGGGCGCUCCAGUUGUUGUCCAGCAGAUGUCACGUGUACAUAGCCUUUGCUUCACCUGCAGUGGCGAGAACUGUUGAUUGACGCAUUGUCACCUGACCUGGAUGGGACUGGAACUUUUGUGCCUGAACUGUGAAUGUGUACAUGCGGGGACUAACGGAAGCACCCUGCCACAAAGAUGGCCGCCACCGUCUCUUCUGGCCAACGAGGAUGCCCCCUCGUGACCACGGUCAUUACUCAUAUCGCCCCCUAUUGGCCCGUCUGGACAGUGCCAUUGUCCCCUCACGCGAACUUUUGUAAAGCAAAAACCCGAGGAUGCACAAGGACUUACUGGAACAAGACUCGGUUCUAUCUACUCACUGUGGUUUAACCCAUUAGCGCUAACAUACACGCAACGCUAACAGCUGUGGACAAUCGUCGACUCUGCGUCAGGGCUGCCUAACGCCAAUGUGGAACUCUUUGGCUUUUUUGUUACCAUUGACGUUUUUCUUCCAUUGGAGACUGGAGUCAAGCGUACGUGUCAUCUAUAGAUAAUUUAAGUUACUCUUGUGUCAUGAUGUUCAGCUGUCUCAUUUGGAGGAAAAAACAUGUAGCUUACUGAAAAAAUAAACAUUUAGGCACUGUUGAGGAGACAAGUGUGUU
This is a messenger RNA of Doryrhamphus excisus (bluestripe pipefish), 6280 nucleotides long. It is a transcript of the gene larp4b, whose product is annotated as La ribonucleoprotein 4B. Gene Ontology annotation, cellular component: cytoplasmic stress granule; cytosol. Gene Ontology annotation, molecular function: mRNA 3'-UTR binding. NCBI's taxonomy places the organism in Eukaryota, Metazoa, Chordata, Actinopteri, Syngnathiformes, Syngnathidae. The record is from RefSeq and is a predicted model, not a curated record. Gene Ontology annotation, biological process: positive regulation of translation.